ACUCCCUUGAUGUUUGAAAGCCCUCUCUGGCGGCUAAUGCUAUAUUUCUCCAAUUGCUUUUAGUCUACAUUGUCUAUUGUGCGUUGUGGUGUGCAUUUAAAAAUUAAGUUGUUCUUUUUUACUAUUGUCGGAACCUAAACACAGUAUUUAUAAUGUUUCGAAUGAAGUUUGUUACCGUAACAAGUGUUGCCAUAGGAGGAUAUUUGGCUGGGCUCGCAACCGAGAAAUUCUAUCGAUCCCCAAGUGUAGAUUUAGAACGUACUGAAAACUCAACAUCCAAUCAUAAUAAUAACCUCUUGCCUAUGCCGGGCUUACCAAUAUUUGGUACAGUAUCCGCUGCUUCAAUGGUACCUUCCAAAGCUAGUUUUAAAGAAGUGAAAAAUAUUCCUCCUGAACCUUCUAAUAAUGCCCCUAGAGUUUCUCAGAUAAUGAGAUUUGGAUUCCCUGGACUAGACAAUGUACGGUCCCUGGAUGAUUACGUAUUGUCAUAUGAUAGAAGAAAUAGAACUGCUCAUUGGGUGUUUGAACAUUUGACAGCUGAUUUUGUUGCUUACAAUGAGAAAGUUGAUCGAUCAAAAUGUGAUUUUGCUGAAGAUGAAUCCAUUCAUCCUUACUUCAGAUCAUCAAAUGCUGACUACAAAGCUAGUGGCUUUGACAGAGGUCACUUAGCAGCAGCUGGAAAUCAUCGUAAGGAUCAACUGCAUUGCCAGCAGACCUUUCUGUUAUCCAACAUGUCACCACAAGUUGGAAAAGGAUUCAAUCGAGAUUCAUGGAAUAGAUUGGAGAGACAUGUUAGAAAUCUCACUAAAACAAACAGAAAUGUAUAUGUGUGCACAGGACCACUCUACCUGCCCAGGAAGGAAGAUGAUGGCAAAAUGUAUGUAAAAUAUCAGGUAAUUGGCAAGAAUCAUGUUGCAGUGCCUACCCAUUUCUUCAAAGUCGUAGUCAUAGAAAAUCAGAAACAAGAGCUUUCUUUGGAAUCCUAUGUUAUGCCAAAUCAACCUAUAGAUGACAAAACUCCACUGUCUGUAUUUCAAGUACCUCCAGAAACAGUAGAAAGAGCUGCUGGACUUUUAUUUUUUGACAAACUGUCAAUUGACAAGUUAAAAACUAUAAAUGGCAAAAGCCAAGUUUGGUUGUAAUUUACAGUGCAUACAUGAUAGUACUACAACCCAUUAUUUGAGAGCUUUGUGAAAAAUAGUACAAUCAUGUAAAACAAUUAAAUUUUUCAUUUCAAAUAUUCUUUUUCUUUUAUAUUUCAUGAAAAAGAAUACAAGAAUUGACAAUCAUA
Daphnia pulex (common water flea) is the source of this 1291-nucleotide messenger RNA. It is a transcript of the gene EndoG, whose product is annotated as endonuclease G, mitochondrial-like. Gene Ontology annotation, cellular component: nucleus; mitochondrial inner membrane. The record is from RefSeq and is a predicted model, not a curated record. Gene Ontology annotation, biological process: apoptotic DNA fragmentation. Lineage: Eukaryota; Metazoa; Arthropoda; Branchiopoda; Diplostraca; Daphniidae. The coding region runs from base 153 to 1142 and encodes 329 amino acids. The transcript has 4 exons. Gene Ontology annotation, molecular function: metal ion binding; RNA endonuclease activity; single-stranded DNA endonuclease activity.